CGUAAGACAAUGAGCGUCAAUCAACAAGCGGCUAAAGGCAGCAAAAUAAAAGCAAAUGAAGUUUUAAUAGAGGAAAUUGAUAGUAAUGAUGUGCCGGAAAACGAGCUAGCACAGUUUGAGGUGACAGAACCAUUGCGCAUUGUAGAAAUAAUCGACUUGGACGAUGAGGAGGAUUCAACACCGGUGUCAAAUGAAGCCGCAAAAGCGGCCGAUGAAGAAGGCGCCUUAAUUAGACGUUAUGUGCAGGGCGUGCAGUGUCUUGAAUUUCCUGAUUUCUGCACCAAGCUUGAGCCUGGCGAUGAAGAGGAUGACGACGAGGCGGAACACUUGGCAGCCAAAAAGAAGUAUGAGGAGCCAGAAGAACCCAGCACGAGUGCCGCUGCAACUGCUAAGCAAUUAGCACCGCCGAAGACGCAGUCUAAGAGCUCGUUUGGAGGUCGCGCCGGAGCUGGUGGAAGCUUGGGACGCCGCAGUCAAUUAAGCGCCGCAUUGAUGGGCCUCAUGGGCGAGGCGAAUCUCUCGUUUGCCUACGGACGUUUUGAUGUGGCCGAACGAAUUUGCAUGGAAAUCAUACGUCAAAAUCCUCUGGCCAGUGAACCCUUCUACACGCUAGCUGAGAUUUAUGAAAAUCGCGAUGAGGUUAAGUUCUUGCAUUUCUCUACAAUAGCGGCGCAUCUAAAUCCGCAGGACCGCGAUAUGUGGAUACGUAUUUCUGAUUUGCUGGUGCAACAAGGCCAUUUGGCACGUGCCCGUGCGUGCUAUACCAAGGCCAUCAAGGUGCUGCCCAAGGAGUAUCUGUUGCGACUGCGCAAGGCGCAGCUGUUAGAGCGCAUGGGCGAGACAAAUGCAGCUAUGUUUACCUAUCUGAAAAUGCUGCCACUGAUGCCCGCGAGCGAGUGGAGCUUGUGCCUCAGCACGGGCAAGAAUGUGGCACGCUACUUCCAUGAGCUGGAGAAGCACAGCAUUGCACUGGAGGCCAUGGAGGGCACGUACGGAGUGUGCGGUGCGCGCUUCACAAACGAAGAUCUCAACAUCUAUCUCGAACUGCUCAUACUCAAUAAGCAGUAUACGAAGGUGCUACGAUGUCUACGAGAGCGCACCAAUCUGGAGCUGGAAACGGAGCAGGAGAGUCUGGAGCUCAUCUACUUUUGCCAAAUACCCGAUGACUAUGUGCCCGAGUUGCGUGCCAAGCUUUGUGUCAGCUUGAUCCACAUGCACGCACACCACCUGCUCGGCUACAUUGUGCAGAAUAUACAGGAGUAUAUAACGCCCACUGUAGAUCGUGUGGAGCUAUAUAUGGACAUUACCGAGGCGCUGAUGCAGGAGCACAAAUAUGCGGAGGCCAUUGCCCUAAUGCGUCCCAUUACAGAUUCCGAUUCUUUCGAUUGUCCCGCGUUCGUUUGGCUGCGCCAGGCCGAGUGCUUGCGUCAACUGAAUCGCACACAGGAGGCCAUCCAGAGCUAUGGGCGCGUCGUGCAACUGGCCCCGUACUGCUACGAGGCAAAGUUUACGCUGUCGGCGCUGCUCAAGCAGCAAGGCAGACCCGAGGAGGCAGUCAAGGCUCUGGAGCAAUCCGGCGAGCAGGAGGGACAGCCACUGCAUGCGCGUCUACUUUACGAACGCUGUAUCAUGCUGCAGCAGAUCAAUCGAAUCGAUGAAUUCCUCGACGUGGGCUAUGUGCUGCUCAGUCGGCAUUCUAUAAAGCUCAAGAAUCGCGAGGAGAUGAUGGCUGCUUCGAAUGGCGGCGGCGCCUACAACACCGAAGGCCUCAAGGUCAUCAUACAAAUGCGUAACAUGGCUGAUGUAUCAGGAGGCGCAGAAGCCGAGCAGCAGGAAUCACAGAAAGCUUCUGCAACGGCCAAUGCAGAGGGCUCCGAUCUAACCAUUAAGAACGAGUACGAGCUGUUUCUGGAACUGGUGCGCACUGCGCAUGCGCAUCGUUUGCACAGCGCCGUUGAGCGCAUUUGCUUCGCCAUGGUGACCACCAGACGGUUCACUUACUAUCACUACGAGAUCGAACGCAUAAUGAUACUGGGCUGUUAUUUCAAUCGUGAUUGCGCCAUUAGCUUUUCGUACCUGCGCGAGCUGAUUGCCAAGCGGCCGGACAUGCUCAAUUUGUGGAACAUGCUAUCGCUGAUGGUGCAGCAGGGCGACGAGGUGCGCUACUUUCGCUAUGCACGACGGCUGCUGCAGCGUCAUCCCAAAGUCACCCAGCCCAUGCGCCUCUUCUUGGGUCACUAUCAUCUCAAUUGUAGCUCGUACAAGUAUGCGCUUAAUGUUUAUGUGCCGAUAUUGCGGGAACAGCCGCAUCCGUUGGUCGCUCUCUCCAUAGCCGUGGUCUUCAAUCAGCUGGCGCUGCAGAAGAAGGUGCUGCGUAAAUCGGCAGCUGUCGCGCAGGCGGUGGCCUUUGCUUUGCGCUAUGCGGAAUUGCGUGGCGGCAGCAGCGAUAAGGGCAACGAUGUUCCAGAUACAUGUGCUGCCCAGCAGGAGAUCUACUACAAUAUUGGACGCAUCUAUCAUCAGGCAAAUAUACUGCAUCUUGCCAUUGAUUAUUAUGAGCGGUCGUUAGCCGCGCAGCAUCCGCUGAUAAAGGCGCACGAAUCGGUUCUGGGACUGCAGCAUGAGGCGGCGUUCAAUCUGCAUCUUAUAUACCGUGUCAGCGGAAACAAGUGGAAGGCGCGGCAGUGUCUAAUGCGUUAUUGUGUUGUCUAAGAAUUAAGAGUUAGUUUUAGUGUUUCAAUUUCAUAUUAAAAUUGACAACAAUAUUAAAAGUAUUCAAAUA
Molecule: messenger RNA, 2782 nt
Organism: Drosophila hydei
Lineage: Eukaryota; Metazoa; Arthropoda; Insecta; Diptera; Drosophilidae
Product: general transcription factor 3C polypeptide 3
Exons: 2
Coding region: 10-2712 (900 amino acids)
Biological process (GO): transcription by RNA polymerase III
Cellular component (GO): transcription factor TFIIIC complex
Molecular function (GO): protein binding
Source: RefSeq, a predicted model, not a curated record